This is a messenger RNA of Coniosporium apollinis CBS 100218, 2298 nucleotides long. RefSeq lists its product as uncharacterized. The record is from RefSeq and is a predicted model, not a curated record. Gene Ontology annotation, biological process: positive regulation of DNA-templated transcription. Bases 1 to 2298 code for a protein of 765 amino acids. NCBI's taxonomy places the organism in Eukaryota, Fungi, Ascomycota, Dothideomycetes. The transcript has 3 exons. Gene Ontology annotation, cellular component: Set1C/COMPASS complex.
AUGGACCUGCCAGCUCCUGAUUGGCAUCUACCAAGCCCCUCUUCAACACCGAGGUCGGCUGCCUACGACACUAACUUCCUCCAAACGCCGAAACCAGCGUCCUUCCACUCUACCUUUAUAGACGGCUUCUCAACCCCACAAGUUGGUGGGCACCAUACACCAGCGCAGACCCCUGUCGAUUUUCAGCCAACCUCCGUCUCUCGACCUGGCAGUUCAUAUAGUCAGAAGGGCCCUACGCCAGGCGAUCCCGCGUUCCAUGUCAAUUACUUCUCGCCGCAUCAACAUCUAGGUCUGCCGCCUGUUGAACCAUCUCGGCGGCUGUCAUCCUCACCAGGUCCGGCUCAAAAAAGGAGCUCCAGUGCCGGCUCGCACGGGCCAUUGACCGCCUCAAGCAAACUCAUCACGUCUGCGAUGGAUCCAUCCCAGAUGCACACGCCGCCCCCCACAAGACAUUCUUCCUCUCGCAGACAGCCUGGACAGACGCAAAAUGCGAACCUUACAACGCCUUCCACGAUACUCUCACGGAGAAUUGAUGCCCCUCCCGCACAUAAUGCAACUCCUGGGGAUGGCUUCAAUACACAAACUCCUCUAGGAUUCUCCAGUCUGCAGUUCUCUCCCGAGUUGUAUCAGUUCAGCAAUCCUGGCCCUAUGACAGCGCCAGUGUUUCAUCAGCCUCGGCUGUACUUUGGACAAACCAGCAGUGGAGACAUGAUGAACAUGGACAUGUCGUUCUCUCCUGGGGACCCUUUUGGCCCGAUGACACAAACCGGGGGUGGCAUGCAGAAUUGGCAAGGCUUCAGUACUAUGGCUAAUGUACCGAAUCCGUCACUGCAGCCUAGCAUGAUGGACAGUUCGUUUGGUCAAUCGUCUGGAGCCUGGAUGGCUAGCAGCAUGAGCCUAGCCAACCCGCCAAUCCCAACUCAGCAAAGUCCCCAAGUGUCGACCCCUUCCGGCGUGGAUCCCAGCUUGCUCUUCAGUUUUGCAAACGCGAAUGAGCUUGCGCAGCAUGUCAAUCAGAACACGAUACAAUACAAUGCAUAUCAGGACUCAAGACAAGCUCCUGAGCAACAGACUCGGGAGUUCAAUAGAGGAAAGGGCCCUGCACGCAGUGGAAGUUUGCAACACUCGCGUACCAGCACAGCAUCCUCGUCUGAACCUAUACAAAGCGUGACAAGACCUGGAGUGCAGCGUAGCAAUACCGACAGCCGUAUUUCAAGAUACCGACCUUCGACAGCCGACCCUCAAAACCCUACAGGCUACAAUAUCCCGCGGAGGUCGUCGCCCCUCAAGAGACAAACACAGGCGUCUCUUACUGCCAUACCUGAGACUGCCAAGCCACGUGCACGAACUCGCUUGGUCAUUGAUGAGGACGGCCGUGCUCGUACGGAGGUAGUACACGACGAUGACGAGCCGACACAAAGCAAAGCCAUGCGAAGUUUUUCUUCGGUUCAGCUCGACGAUGACAGUGAUACCGAAUCCGACGGAAGCACUCAUGUGCCAAGCCAGAACAACUCCUUUGCUUUUGAGCCACCAAAGCGGCGGACAUCAAAACAUGCACGAACCGACAGCGACUCUCCUCGCUCAAACUCCUUCAAGAUACCCCGAUCAUCAUCAUCACUCGCACUCAGAGCUGAUUCUUUAGGCGCCGCGCGGACUGAUUUUGCUGACGUCCCUGGCCAAGGCGUUCGUCGAACCCAAACCAAUGUUCCUCGGAGGAAGUCCAGCAUCACCAGCCUAACGGGCUCAUUUGGUGGAGGAGACUCUCGCCGACCGCAGGCCGUAUCGACUGCUAGCCAUGCGGAUGGAGAUGCUCACAGCGCCCUGAGGAGGGUUGUGGAGGGCCGGCAGAGAGUACAAGAAAGAAGUCCCGCCAAGAUACUGGAAGACCACAACCAGCGUUGGGCGCAGGCCUCGGCGGAUCUGAUGAGGGUCGGCACCGGCCAGCAUUUCCCGUUCGAUCCUUUCUCCAGCAACAGCAGCACUUCGCCGACCUCACUCACUGAACAUGAUAUUACCACGCCGUCUACCGAUCGGAGCAGCGUCUCGAAUGAAGGCACACGAUGUCUGUGCAAUUCCACAGAUGGAGACGGUCAGUUGAUGAUCCAGUGCGAGUCGUGCACCAAGUGGCUGCAUGUCCGCUGUGUUGGCCUGAACAGCCAGAAUCUGCCCCCGGUCUACAUCUGCAUCUUCUGCACCGGACGGACGCCUGCUGUACGAGGUGGCCGUGUCCGAGAACCAGUGCGGAAUCUCUCGCAGUAUAUGUCACCGCUUAACCACAAGUCUGGCUACCGCCGGUGA